GUGGGGAUCAUCCAUAUUGCUGCUUGUGGUGGAGUUAAGGUUGUAAUCCUGUGAGGCCGUGGGACACGUUUCUUUAUUUUUAUAUAUGUUUUAAUUCGGCACGGACUGCUCUGCGUCUUAGACUGAAGAUCUUUUGGUCUAGGAGCAACAGACUCCGCGGAAUAGCUUCAUUUUCCUCGAAACUGAAGCCGAAUUCGGGCCGGGGGGAGGAUUGGUAAUCCUGAGGGGAAAAGAAAGACGGUGGUGGGAAAUGGCCACUCAGGUGGAGACUCUCCUGCCCGGCAACCCGCUCGCGAAGGCGGAGGAACACGGUAAAGUGAUCCGCGGUGAGCUGGAGAAGGAGGGCGGCCGAGGAGACGGGGCCAAACGGCAGACGAGUGUAGCCGACCACGGGAGCAGCAGCGGCGGCAGCAGCCCCGGACAGGGAGGGACCCCCGGUACGGAAGAGCAGACCUCCAAAGGAGCGGCGGAGGAGGGCAAAGAAGGCUGUGACAACGGCGACAAGCAAAACGAGGAGGGUGUUAAAGGCAGAAAUGAGUUUACUGAAGCUCCCCCGCCCAAGGUGAACCCGUGGACUAGGAAAAUGAACGCGGUGACCGUGGUCAGCGUGAAUGGACAAGCACACCACGAGUCGACCGGACCUGCCAAAGUGGUGAGAGCAGGGAAUCCACCCAAAGCCAGACGUGGAGGAAAGGUUGGAGAUUUUGGUGACACCAACAGUUGGCCGACUCCAGGGGAGAUCGCAACUAAAGACAUGCAGAUCGAGGCAGUGACACGGACCGUGUCCUGCCCGCCGACAGUCAGGCAGGUCAGAGACUCGUGGAGAUCCACUGGCCCGAAGAGGACGACAACAGCCAAGAAGGAGUCAAAGGAGAAGAGACAGAGCAUAGAAGAAAGCAAGGAGAACCUGAAGGCCAAGUCAGACGACUCUGGAGAGGAGAAGAACGGAGACGAUUCCCAGAAGAACGGACCCAAGAAAAAAGGAAACAAGCACAAGUGGGUCCCUCUAAUGAUCGAAGUGAAGUCUGAGGGUCCCAGAGAGCGCUCAGCCUCCAGGAACAACAGCAGGCAGAACGAAAACCCCCGCCUGCCCACCAACGCCAGGAACGACCUCAGAGACUGGCACAGUCAGAAAUACGAGCACGAGUGGCGUGACGACCACGAUGAAGUUUCAAGCGUGAAGAGUGAAGGAGCGCCAUUCCGUGGGGGUUUCAGAGGUCGUGGACGCGGAAGAGGAAGAGGCAGGGGACGAGGAAGAGGGAGUGGGAGAGGCCACUAUGACUACCACUAUGGCUACAAAUCCUAUGACAUGAAAGACGCACCGUAUGGCCAGAAGUUCAACAACACGGUGACCUACUACUACGACAACAUGAGCAGCAACGACCUGUACUCUGUGGACCAGGACCUACUGAAGGAUUACAUCAAGAGGCAGAUUGAGUACUACUUCAGCCUGGAAAACUUGGAGCGGGACUUUUUCUUGAGGAGAAAAAUGGAUCAGGAGGGCUUCCUACCCGUUGGACUCAUUGCCAGUUUCCACAGAGUGCAGGCUCUCACCACAGACGUCAGCCUCAUUCUGGAGGCUUUGAAGGACAGCAAAGAGGUGGAAGUGAUCGACAUGAAGAUCCGUCGGAAAGUUGACCCGGAGAAGUGGCCUCUGCCGGGCCUGGCCAUGCCAAACCAAACACACACAGACUUCUCCCAACUCAUCAACUGCCCUGAGUUUGUCCCCAGACAGAUGACAGAAGAGCCUAGAGGCUCUCCCAGGGCUUCCACACCCAUAAAGCAACAGAACAGGGCUGAUUCAGAUAUCUCCAACCUCAAGACAAUGCCAAAGGGUCUCUCAGCCAGUCUCCCAGACCUGGACUCUGAGUCCUGGAUCGAGGUGAAGAAGAGACCCAGACCCUCCCUAGCAAGACCCAAGGUCAGCGCGGAGAAGGUGAAACUCGGAUUGAAAAUAAUAGCCCCCUCGUUGCAGCAGCAGAAGGAAAAGGAUGACUCUGUUCGCUCUCCAGUCCCCCAGUCAGGCCCCUCGCCCUCUCCUAAUACCUCAGGAACCAAGGAUGGAGCAGAGCCGGACGAGCCAGAGGAGCUCGACUUCAUGUUCGACGAGGAGAUGGAACAGAUGGACGGGCGGCGGAACACCUUCACCGAUUGGUCGGAUGAAGAAACAGAUGGCGAGAUCGACGACCACGACGUCAACAAGAUCCUGAUUGUAACGCAGACGCCACCCUACCUGAGGAAGCACCCAGGGGGCGACCGCACAGGACACCACACGUCACGCGCCAAGCUGAGCAGCGAACUGGUCAAAGUGAUCAACGAUGGGCUCUUUUACUAUGAGCAGGACCUGUGGGACAGCACGUACGAGCCUGAGUACGCCACCAUCAAGCAAGAGGUGGAGAACUUCAAGAAGGUCCACCUGAUUAGCCGCGAACAGUUCGACUGCCUGACGCCCGAACCUCCUGUCGACCCUAACCAGGAAGUCCCCCCAGGCCCCCCUCGACCCCACCAAAUCCCUACAGACGCUCUGGCAAACAAACUCUUUGGUGCCCCUGAGCCGUCAUCGAUAGCUCGCUCGCUCCCAACUACCGUGCCUGACUCGCCCAACUACCGCAGUGCCCGGACGCCUCGCACGCCUCGCACACCUCAUCGGAAGGACCCAACCAUGACGCCGCGUUUCUACCCUGUGGUGAAAGAAAGUCGGCCUGUAGAUGCCAAGACGCCCAGAAAGAGGAAGACCCGACAUAGCUCAAAUCCUCCAAUGGAGUGUCACGUGGGCUGGGUGAUGGACUCCAGAGAGCAUCGAUCCCGUACUGCCUCUGUCAGCUCCAACGCCAGCCCAUCAGAGGGCACUCCUGUCCUGGGAAACAUUGGCUGCACACCUCAGUCCCUCCCCAAGUUCCAGCACCCGUCACACGAGCUGCUUAAGGAGAAUGGCUUCACGCAACACGUUUACCACAAGUACCGCCGACGCUGCCUAAAUGAGAGAAAGAGGCUGGGAAUUGGCCAGUCACAGGAGAUGAACACGCUCUUCCGCUUCUGGUCAUUUUUCCUGCGAGAUCACUUUAACAGAAAGAUGUACGAAGAGUUUAGACAGCUGGUGGUCGAGGAUGGAAAAGAAGGAUACAGGUACGGUUUGGAGUGCCUGUUCAGGUACUACAGCUACGGUCUAGAGAGGAAGUUCAGGCCAGACAUCUUUAAGGAUUUCCAGGAGGAGACGGUCAAAGACUACGAGGCUGGCCAGCUGUAUGGACUGGAAAAGUUCUGGGCCUACCUCAAAUACUCAAAAGCCAAGAAUCUGGAGAUCGACCCCAAACUGCAGGAGUACCUGAGCAAGUUUAAACGUCUGGAAGAUUUCAGAAUUGAUCCCCCGAUGGAGGAAGGAGGCCGCAGAAGACACUCGUCUAGCGGCGACGGUCGCCGCCGGCAUCCAUCUCAGCCCUCCAGCCGGCCGCACAGCCAGGUCAGCUCUGGCCCCAGCCCCGCCCCCCUCGCAGCCAAGGAUGAUGCCAAACCCAGCAGCCAGAAAGCCCCCACCCCUGCCGCUGACCCCGCACCAGAUGCCAAGACACUGAAGUAACUCGACAAACACACCAGCCAACACGGAUCGACUCAACCACCUCUGCAAGUCGCUGGUUCUCUCCGCAACAGGAGGAGGGAGGAGGCAUCCCGCUUGUCAUCUAAGCAUGAGAAUGUUAUUUCCCCUGACUUUUGAUUCAGACAUAAGGAGGACAAACACGAAAAAAGUUUCUAAAUUAGUUUGAAGUUUUUUUUUGUUUUUUUUUUUUACCUUUUUUGUCUUAAUGAGGCAAAGAUAUGAAGAGGUGUCAAACACUUUUUUUAAACAAAUCAUUCUCAGUCCACACGGUGGACCGUUUAGAGAAGAUUUCCUUUUUAUUUUUAUUUUUUUUCCUUUUUGUUUCUUUUGCAGUUUUCAUGUUGACCCCCCUCUUUGUCCCAUGGACCCUGUUUGAUCGUCUCUGUCCUGCUGGCUGAAAGCUAUUCACCUCCUUGCCCAGAUCUCAGAUUUAUGAUUAUUAUUACUUCAGCAUGUGGUGCGUUUAAAGACCUGGAAAUAGUUUGAAAGAAACUGAGCAUCUGAAGCCCGUGCUGGAGAUGGAGCUACUCCUGACAUCCAACCGGACCAAAGCGGUUUGAACCGAGCGACUGACAUUUCCAUCCACAGAGCCCCUCAGUAUUCUCAUCAAGGGGCUGGAAAUUCAAAACAUUUGAUUUACUUUAUGGCUGAACUUUAAAGGGGAGAACUAUAAAGAACCAAAUGAGAAAAUAGAGGAAAAAAAGACUCGUACGGACCCCUCAGAACGGACACGCUGAUUGAAAGUUGCCUUAUUUUAAUGGUUUUACCGCUUCUAACUUGUGCCCGCCACCUUCUUGUCGAGUGUACAGCAUUGAGAUCACCCAUAUAUCUGCUCAUUGUGUCCAGCAGAGGCCACCUGGUGGGGCUCUGUUAGCCAAACUGCCCCCCCCUCACUCCCCCAGUCACCCUCUCUGAACUGUCUUCCAAGUGUCAUCAGUCUGUUACAAGUCCUGUAAUUCUUCCCUGUGUUUGCAAGUCGUGGCUUUUUGUGCUGAAAAACGUCGACUGGGUGGAAACUUGUCGCCUUCUGCUCCCCGGAAAAGAAAAAGAAAACUUAAAUGGGUUCAGUUUAAGAAGGGAGACUCAACUCUGUUUCUCCCUUUGGGUGCUUCCUGACUUUCUCUCUCCCCUCCGGCCCUCUCUCUAGUCAGACAAGCUGCAUCCAUCCGUUCAUCCAUCCGUUCGACAUCCAUCCAUCAGCUGACGACAGUGGCGAUCAGGACUGGAAUCAUCACUCUGGAUUACUUGAAGAAGCGAUGGUUUAUGACGUUUUUGGCCGUAGUUCUCGGCCGUAGGUGCUCCAGGUGGAGAGGACCAGACAUUCAGCCCCUGACUUCACAGCGUCGGCGGCAGAGGCUGACAGCACCCACUCUUCCUGUUUUACACACAUCAGUUUCUGGCACGGACACUGACAGGUGUAGUUGCACGCAGGUACCGAUGUAGCAGCGUGAGCAAACCAAACACAAAAACAGCUCAGUCAGCUCGUGACUGGAUGGUUUCGACUCUGUCCCGUUCAGACGUCUUUCAGUCAACCAUGCCGAGGAUUGAAAUCUCUCUCCAUCUGAUGAUAUCAAACAGAAGUGAUUCUACUUCCUCCACUGAAUGUUAAUGUGAAUUUUUGACUGAUGAAGAGAAGUGAUUACAGCUCCCUGCUACUUGUUUUUUUUUGUUUAUAGUACAGAUGAUAUAUUUGCCUUACAUGUGUAUGUAUUCUAACUUUUUUUAAUGGUCUCAUGAUUAUAUUUUAAUGCUUUUUAAUUUCAAUUUGCAGUGUUUCUAGCAUUGUUGUUACGAUGGAGGUGGGGUUUGUGUCAGGCUGUUAAAUAAACCUCAGAAAUGGGAACAUGAUUCACAACACAAAAGGGAAAGGUGACAUCAGGACAUCAAAAUACCAAUCUGUGUUUUACCCUUAAGCCACAUCUACUUUUAUUUAAAAAGACAUUUUUUCCAAGAUGUAAGAGCAGCAUUUCCAACAACAAACUCUUUCAAUCUACUGAAAGUUUGCAUAGCUGUUAACACUACAACUGCAUAUUCAAAAAUGCUGAAAAACAAUGAUUUCGGAUUCAGAAUGAAUAGGAAGUUCAUGAUAUUCUGGAAAAGUCUUAAAACACAAAUAAGUGUCCGGAUUUUCAUCUGUCAUAUUCAGAUGUGUGUAUCUCCUGAGUGCCCAGUUUACUGUGAAACAUCACAGUCACAUGACAUGAAGCCUGGCAGUUUCUGAGGUGAAACUGUUAGUUUUUUGUUCAUUUUCUGUAAUAAUCGUUCAGCCUGUUGGUUGAUGUUCUAGCAGCCUGUGGUCCUGUCGGUGUUUCUGUUCAUCAGUUGAUUUCUCUAAAUCCAGAGAAUUUGGAAGCGAAAAAAUGCAAAGCUGUACUUGUUUUCUGUUAUGUUCUGUUGGUUUAUCUUCAGGGAGAUUUGAAUCAUUGUCAGAGGCUUAACAUUGAUGCAUCAAAAGUGUUUACCAGAGGUUUAAGGAUGGAAAAUAAGAGCUACAAAAUAUCCAGACAAGAAAAAAACUUUCCCAAAACCAGUGAAGCCUUUGAAUGGGUGAGCUGGUGUAUGUGUGGCUGCAGAUGCAGCAGGCUGCCAGUAGGGGGCCUUCUUCCUGCAGCAGUCACAUCAUCCCUCCCUCUAAUGUGAUCAUCACCUGUUACUGGACGUUUGUGGGUUUCAGGUGUUUUGGGAGUUUUCAGCCUUCCCUGUCAGCUGCUGCUAGCUGUCCAAACAAACUCUAGGGGGCGCUGCAGCCUCCACUCAUCAGUUUUACAUGGACUCGGCCGGCAGGCCAGACACUGGGGAGAUGAGUGAUGGACAAAGAAAUGGAAGAAGGAGCAUAAAAAAGAGAAAAAAAAAGACUCCUGCUGGGGUUUGUGAUGUUCAGAGGAAUAUGGCUGAUUUUGAUGUCUGGAGACUGAAAAAAGUACAAAAUUCCAUAAAGCCAUAUGAUUAAGAUAUAACUGUAUAUGAACCAUUAAAUAGUUCAUUGCAUUACAAUAUCCUAGGCUUGUCAUGAGGAAAAAAAGAUGAAAAUGAGGAAAAAAGGAACAAAAAAAUAUAUAAAAUGGAAAAAUGUAAAAUACUUGAAUGAGAUCUUGUAUUAUAACAUUUAAUAUUCAUAAUAUCUGCUUUGUAGGCUGAUGUGAUUCGCUAUUAGUGUUAUUUGUAAUUUGUAGUAAUUAUGCUUUUCCUUAAUAAAGAAAAAAAACACAAAACGGACAAAAAAACCUCAAAAACACCGACUGGAGAGUGAUUUUUUU
Cheilinus undulatus (humphead wrasse) is the source of this 6852-nucleotide messenger RNA. RefSeq names its product La ribonucleoprotein 1, translational regulator (gene larp1). The transcript has 21 exons. The coding region runs from base 251 to 3577 and encodes 1108 amino acids. NCBI's taxonomy places the organism in Eukaryota, Metazoa, Chordata, Actinopteri, Labriformes, Labridae. The record is from RefSeq and is a predicted model, not a curated record. Gene Ontology annotation, cellular component: cytoplasmic stress granule; cytosol. Gene Ontology annotation, molecular function: RNA cap binding. Gene Ontology annotation, biological process: mRNA stabilization; positive regulation of translation.